UCAGUCUGUUGGUUGUGUGAGGUUCUACGUAUGGUUGGGUACACCAUUUGUCAACUAGUUCUCAUUCAGUGCUGAUCGUGGUUUUGGGCAAGUGAACAACAUGACCGACAUACUCUACACUUUCUACCCAUUGUGGGUGAUAAUGCUUACAAUAUUAGGAGGAUUACUGAAGCCUGUGCUCCGUGUCAUAUUGGGUCCAACCAUUUCCGAUUAUCUUUUCUGGAUUAUGGUGUUUGGAUUAAUAGGGCUGAAGGCAUACUUGAAAUGGACCACAGGAACUUGCAAGAGCAUGAAACGAAUCAUUGGAAAAACAGUCAUCAUUACUGGUGCAAACUCAGGAAUUGGGAAGGAGACAGCAGUUGCCUUGGCUUUCAGAGGUGGUAAGGUGAUACUUGCUUGCAGAGAUGUGGAGAAGGGGCAGAUAGUUUGUGAUGAGAUUAUUAAACGAACUGAAAACACAAAAGUGGAGGUACAACAUCUGGACCUGAGUUCUCCAGCAUCAAUUCGCAAGUUUGCCAACAACAUUAUUAACACAGAGCCACGUGUAGACAUUCUCAUCAAUAAUGCAGGCGCUACUGGUCUGGGAAAUAAGAAGACAGAAGACAAUCUUCAAAUUGGCAUGCAAGUGAACCAUUUUGGACCUUUUCUGCUCACAUGCCUCUUAGUGGGAAAAAUGAAAAAGAGUGCUCCCAGCCGAAUUAUAAUGGUCUCUUCAUUGCUACAUCAUUGUGCCAAAUUUGAUAUUGAUAAUCUGAACUGUGAAAAGAAAUUCAAUGAAAGUCAAGUUUAUUUCUGCAGCAAGUUGGCAAACAUGAUGAUUGCCAAUGAAUUAGCCAAGAAGCUAAAAGGAACAGGAGUGACAGUUAAUUGUGUUCAUCCUGGUCUGGUUUACACAAGGACAUGGAAUUAUCUACCUGGUCUACUUCAACCCAUCUUCAAAUUUAUACUGAAAAUGUUUUUCAAGAGUGAACGAGAAGCUGCUCAGACAUCCAUCUUUUUGGCAGUUGAUAAAGAUUUAGAUGACGUGACUGGCCAGUUUUUCUGUGACUGUCAGGUUGUGACACCUUCACAUAAAGCAUUGAAUGAGGGACUUGCCAAGAAGGUUUGGGAGAAGACUGAAGCCCUAGUUGGCCUUAAGCCUGCAGAGAAAGAUUUCUAGUGCAAGGAUAUCUCACAGUAGUGGUUUCCCACCCUCAGUUCGACAUUUGCAAAGGACCAUUACAAAAAACCUUUUAUUUUAUAUAGCAGAACAGUAACUGAACGGUUUGAGUCAUAAGAGUCGGCAAGGACCUCCGAAACGUCUGUAAACUUCUACCAGAAAACAUGGCGCAAGAGCCCAGGAGACAGCCAUCUUCAUACUCGCCGCUGUGAAAACCAAAAAAUCCUACUUACAUGCACUAUACUGGUGACAUGGCACAGACUGUUUCUGAGCACCCUUCUCAUGUUGGUGCCUACUGCAACACAACAGACAAGAUGCCCAGACAAAACUUUGUUCACAUGCCUGUACAAAGGUCGUCACAUACAAAAAUCUAGUGACACAUGUUAAACUGAAUUUUAGUCUGUUAAUUAAAAACACGCUUUCCAAUAAAAAAAGAGCUAUAUUCAUACGAUUCAAAUAAAUUCUCCUGUAUCAGGUUAUAACCAGCAAAUACUUGUUAAACAAAUAAAAACCUGUUACUAGUAUUUAAAUCGUCAACAAACUGUAGAACUUCAUAUGUAAAAAUCAAAAGUGCUUUUCUAGUGUUUGUAAAACACGCACAUUGAUCAGAAAACUUAAAAAUUAUUUAUCAUGCAUGAAUAUUGAGAUGUUGCGCCGUGUAGCAUGGUAGAAGCCGACUGACAUCUCAGAGGUGCUUACUUCCUCUUUCAUCAGGGUGGUGUGAAUCUUGAACCACACAAAGGAUCAAGUUUAUCCACAAUGAUCACAGAUGAUGUCCUGGUAUGGGGGAAUAAAGGAAUACAAGAAAAUAAAAUCCUUAAAUGACUAGAACAUGGAAUCCUGGGCAUAUCAUUUGAAACUGGAAAUCUCUGAAGAGGUUAUGUUACUUAAAUUUGACCUAUGAAGUAGAAUGUGGCCAAGGACGAAGAGAGAUUCAAGAUUAUAAGCAGCAGAGACAAAGUUCUACAGAGUAUCAAGUAACGAAAAAGAAGGAAAGAUCUGAAAGUAACGGCAUUAUAGUAUUGUUUACAUUACUAAUACAGUUGUACGCAGAAACCAACCAAUUAAAAUCAUGGGAAGAGUGGACACAUUCAAGAACAUUUCUGAAAAGGCUUUAUUAUGAGAUGACAAAACCAGACAGAAACAUCACUAGAUGAUGGAUUUAAAAUAAAUAAUAAUAAACAA
Zootermopsis nevadensis is the source of this 2344-nucleotide messenger RNA. Its product is annotated as retinol dehydrogenase 11-like. The record is from RefSeq and is a predicted model, not a curated record. Lineage: Eukaryota; Metazoa; Arthropoda; Insecta; Blattodea; Termopsidae.